GGGUUGAGCAAGGGGGCGGCAGCAGCAGGAGUUCCCCGACAUCUGGAGGUGUCGGCGGCCGCGCUUGGGAGCGCGCGGCAGGCGGUAGCUGUUCGCCGCAGCAAUAGCGGCUACAGCGGCUCCUCCUCCUCCUGCUUCGCCGAGCCUGAGUGCCAGCAGUCGCUACUCCAAGCCUUCGGUUGCUCCUCCUUAUUGACAAAUACACAAAGGGCCGCGUCGGUCUGGAGACGCGUCUGUAGCCGGCAUGGGAGACAAGAAGAGCCCCACAAGGCCGAAGCGGCAACCGAAACCUUCCUCCGACGAGGGCUAUUGGGAUUGCAGCGUGUGCACCUUCCGGAACAGCGCCGAGGCCUUCAAGUGCAUGAUGUGCGAUGUGAGAAAGGGCACCUCCACCCGCUACGUCCUCGCCGAAACUGGGGUAGGAAGGUGGAGGAAGGAGGCGUGGCUUAGAGAAACAGACAGCUCGUUCUCAACAGGAAACAGACGAUUCAACCCAUUCUUGGCCACUCCUGGGACGACGCAGAGAAAGGGCGUAUCACGGAAACCUCGAUCUGUCUCUCAGCUGGUUGCACAACAGGUUACCCAGCAAUUUGUGUCUCCUACACAAUCAAAAAAAGAAAAAAAAGACAAAGUAGAAAAAGAAAAAAGUGAAAAAGAAACUACUACCAAAAAGAACAGUCAUAAGAAAACCAGAUUUCAUGAUCCAGUUACAGCAGUUCUGAAAAAAGUGACUUCCGGCUGGUUCUAACACUUAACAACUAUCCCACCCUUAGGAAGGAAACAAUGGCAAAUCCCUUCAAAAAUCUUUCCAAGAAUACUGCAAUGACUAGUCCAGGCAGUUACCAAGUCAACACUUAACUCAAAGGAACCAAAAAACAAUGAAUUAUUUUGAAUUAUUAUUUCAAGAUCUAAAUAAUUUUAUUACAAAUUAGUAUAUUUUAUAUGAUCAACUGAUACGGUAAGUACUGAAAAUUAUAAAUGAUCAUUAAUAAUAUCUGAAACAUUUUGCUGUAUCAAAAAAGUUGAGUAUAACAUUUACUAGGAAUAUGUUAACUUAUUCUUAAGAAAUACCUAAAUUUCCAUUUAAAUAAUUAACUAUUUCUUCCAAAUAGAUCAGAAGAAAGAACUUGCUUUGUUAAAGUCAGUUAUACAGAGACUAUCAAAAUAUAGUUUGUAAGAAUUUACAAAAAUAUUCUGAUAUUUGUGGCAAACAAGGGAAGGGAGAAGAGGGUUUUUUCUCCUGUUGCUCAUAAAUUUAGUGGUGAAUUACUUUUAAAAAAUAUUCUUAAAUGAAUCGGGAGACAAAAAUAGAAUGUCAGAAUAAAAAAAGAAAAUCUCUUGCUGUAGAAGAUACUAUCUUUCAAUAUUUUAUUCUGAUUGUUAACUUAGAAUCACACUUUGUCUACCAAAUCAUGGAGAAUAUUGAUUUUUAUUACCUACAGGUGAAACUCGAAAAAUUAGAAUAUCGUGCAAAAGUUCAUUUAUUUCAGUAAUGCAACUUAA
Ahaetulla prasina is the source of this 1503-nucleotide messenger RNA. It is a transcript of the gene YAF2, whose product is annotated as YY1 associated factor 2. NCBI's taxonomy places the organism in Eukaryota, Metazoa, Chordata, Lepidosauria, Squamata, Colubridae. Gene Ontology annotation, molecular function: transcription coregulator activity; DNA binding. The record is from RefSeq and is a predicted model, not a curated record. Gene Ontology annotation, cellular component: nucleus. Gene Ontology annotation, biological process: positive regulation of DNA-templated transcription. The transcript is spliced from 5 exons. Bases 245 to 748 code for a protein of 167 amino acids.